This is a messenger RNA of Copidosoma floridanum, 506 nucleotides long. RefSeq names its product ribosomal protein L37A (gene RpL37A). Gene Ontology annotation, cellular component: ribosome. Gene Ontology annotation, molecular function: structural constituent of ribosome. Lineage: Eukaryota; Metazoa; Arthropoda; Insecta; Hymenoptera; Encyrtidae. Gene Ontology annotation, biological process: translation. The record is from RefSeq and is a predicted model, not a curated record.
CAGAAAAAUAUCUUUUUCGACGUCCUGUUGUCACGCGUUAAGCGACUCUUCCAAAAUGGCGAAGCGCACGAAGAAGGUCGGAAUCACCGGUAAAUAUGGAACUCGUUAUGGUGCCUCUCUCAGGAAAAUGGUCAAGAAAAUGGAAAUCUCACAACAUUCAAAAUACACAUGCACAUUUUGUGGAAAGGAAGCAAUGAAAAGGAGUGUCGUUGGAAUUUGGUCGUGCAAACGUUGCAAAAGGACGGUCGCUGGUGGUGCCUGGGUAUUAUCCACAACCACAGCAUCAGCUGUAAGGUCAGCCGUGCGUCGAUUACGUGAAGUUAAAGACCAGUAAAAUUAGUUGAAUAAAAAUCUAUUUAAGUAAUUUUAACUUGCUUUUUUCUUUAUUUUAUAUAUCUUUUUUUAUGAAUCUUUUAAACAGUGUUGAAAAUUUUUAAAGAUAUCAAGCAAUUGUGAGUAGGAGAAUUAAAAAUGAGGGAAAAAAAUAAAAGUUUUACAUAUCUGAA